AUGGACGCAGAAGAUCUAUUUCCGCUAAUUGAGCGGCUGGAUGACAAUGUCGAUGAUCUUGAAGAGAUUUUCAAACCUUUCUUGGAUCUUCCGCUCACUGCUACAGCCAGCAAAUUACCUGUAUUAGACAAAGCCAAACUUCAUGUCUUAACAACAUACGCCCUGGAAUCACUUAUUUUUUCUUACCUACGUCUCCAAGGCGUAAAUGCGAAGGAGCAUCCGGUUUUCAGGGAACUGACUAGAGUAAGGCAGUACUUUGAGAAGAUCAAGGCUCUGGAAACAGAACCAGAAAAGCGGUCAUUGAUGCUCGACAAAGCGGCAGCUGGCCGUUUCAUCAAGCAUGGUCUUGCAGGAAAUGAUAAAAUCGAUUUAGAGCGCGCGGAACAAGAAGCAAAAGAGAAGGCCGUUGCGCAACUUAGAGCGGCAAUGUUGGCUAAGAGAGGCGCAGGAUCCGAAACCCAAUCUACUGGACCGGAAGACCAUGACCGCGGGUCAAGUUCUGAUGCAAAGUCAGGUGCCAGUUCAGACAAUGAUAAUGUCUCCAGCGAUGGCAGGAAUAUCUCUACUGGGUUACAAAAGGAUAUGCAGAUGCAAAAACCAACAAAGACAAAAUCCGAGAAACAGGGUGAAGACCCAAAGAUUUCCCGACGAGAGAUAAUAUAUGGCAAGCAACGACGGAAAGAAGUAAGGAAAGAGAGACGAGAGAGGAAAAAGGAAACGCGGAAAGCAAGAAAGGGAAACGAGCGAAGCCAUGGAGAGUCGUGA
Monascus purpureus is the source of this 765-nucleotide messenger RNA. The record is from the annotation of a GenBank genome assembly. Lineage: Eukaryota; Fungi; Ascomycota; Eurotiomycetes; Eurotiales; Aspergillaceae.